Bombus huntii is the source of this 1432-nucleotide messenger RNA. RefSeq names its product dehydrogenase/reductase SDR family protein 7-like. Gene Ontology annotation, cellular component: membrane. Bases 16 to 999 code for a protein of 327 amino acids. The record is from RefSeq and is a predicted model, not a curated record. Lineage: Eukaryota; Metazoa; Arthropoda; Insecta; Hymenoptera; Apidae. The transcript has 8 exons.
CUGUCACUAUGUAGUAUGGUUGUGAAUCGAACGAGGAAAAACAUCGUCGUCAAUGAAGAAACAUUAAAAGGUUGGCAUCUUAUAUGGUGGUUAUUUACAUUAUUUGGAUUUCCAAUUACUAUCCCAUGGUUGAUAUAUCAUUUCUUUGAUAUAAUGCAACGAAAAAGAAGAAAAAGUAUGUUAAGUGGGAAGGUUGUGAUAAUAACUGGAGCCAGUUCUGGAUUAGGAGAGGCAUUAGCGCAUAUUUUCUAUGACUGUGGCUGUAAACUUAUUUUAAUUUCUAGAAGAAAGGAGGAAUUGCAAAGAGUGAAAAAUGACCUAAUGAAUAUUCAUGUUACAAUACCAACUCAUCCUCCAGUAAUUGUGCCAUUAGAUCUAACUAAUAUCAAUUCUCUACAAACUGAAGUUUCAAAAAUGAUAGAUAUCCAUGGAAAGAUUGAUAUUUUGAUUAAUAAUGCUGGCAUUUCUUAUAGAGGUGAAGUUGUUAAUACAAAUAUGGAUGUAGAUAUGAAAGUAAUGCUUACAAAUUACUUUGCUCAAAUUGCUUUGACAAAAGCUGUCCUCCCAUAUAUGAUCCAGCAAAAGUCAGGUCACAUAAUAUGUGUUAGUAGCAUACAGGGAAAAAUUUCAAUACCAUACAGGUCUGCAUAUGCAGCUUCUAAAUAUGCAUUACAAGCCUGGUGCGAUUGUUGUAGAGCAGAAAUGUAUGACCAAAAUAUAAAAGUUACAACUGUUAGUCCUGGUUAUGUAAGAACCUCUCUUUCACAGAAUGCAUUAACAGGAAAUGGGCAAAUUUAUGGAGUAAUGGAUAAAAACACACAAGAGGGAUAUUCUCCAGAAUAUGUAGCAGAUCGUAUUUUAAAAGCAGUAUUGAAAGAAGAGAAAGAUGUGUUUAUUGCACCAUUUAUUCCAAAAUGUGCAGUAUAUUUACGCACUUUAUGUCCAUCAUUGUAUUUCUGGAUAAUGCAAAAACGAGCUAAAAAGGCAAAAGAAUCAUAAUACUUAAUAUAUGGUUAUAACAAAGGGACAAUUAUUUGUUUCUUGUUAUUUAUAAAAACAUUUAGUCUCUAUCUUUAUAUUUAUACUAUCUUUUAUUAUUAUGUUAUAACUAAAAUGAAAUAUACGUUGUAAUAGAUUUAAUUUUAUGCCAAGUUGAUGGCAAUCUUGAAAAGAGAAUAAUUUUAUGAAAUGCAUUGGACAAAAUUAUAUCCAAAUUAUAUUUUAUUAUAAUGCCAGUCAUUGGUGGAAUAUGUUUACAUUAUAUACAUUUUAAUACUACAAACGUGUUAAUGGAAUUUAGACUGAAGCACAUUAAAAUAUAUGUCAUCUAAAACUUGAAAAGUCAUGGAAUAUAUAAAGAUAAGUAAUUACAGAAAUUAUGUUUUAUAAAUAUAAUAAAAGCUGUAAAAUAUAGACAUAUACAGAAAGUAAA